This is a messenger RNA of Eupeodes corollae, 2150 nucleotides long. Its product is annotated as DC-STAMP domain-containing protein 2. Gene Ontology annotation, cellular component: membrane. The coding region runs from base 47 to 2071 and encodes 674 amino acids. The transcript has 12 exons. Lineage: Eukaryota; Metazoa; Arthropoda; Insecta; Diptera; Syrphidae. The record is from RefSeq and is a predicted model, not a curated record.
AAACAAUCAAACUUUAUCGUAAGUAUUUACAUAAAUAAAAACAAAGAUGUCUUCUUUUCGAAAAUAUCAGGUGAAUGAGAUCAAAAGCGAUACCAAAAAAUUUCCUUGGAAAUCUUUCUUCAAACAUAUUUUAACCGGUUAUUUAAUUGGAUUGUCAAUCACCUUAAUUUGGUUCCUGUAUCAUUUUUCUGAACUUCCAUGUCUGCAAAGAAAAUCAACUCUUUUAUUACUUGGACUGCUUUUAUUGUAUGGGUUUCUGUUGGCAUUUAGCAAAAAUAUCAGAUGCAUUUCAACACUCAUUUUACCAAUUCUAUUUAGUUCAAAAGGUCGAUCAGUUUUAGUUGCCUCGGCAAUUGUCUUAGCAGCAACAGGACCAACUGUCAAUAUUCUAAACAAUGUUGAUAUUCUUAUGGAAAGUAUUUCGUGUGGUCAAGAACAAUUAAAAGGAGCUUUGGGAAAAAUGUUGGAUUUGGUUAAAAGACCAUUGGUAACUGUGAAGAAUGCAAUUAAAAUUUCUAUGGCUGAAAUAAAAAAGGUUCUGAAGAGAGUUGAAGAAGUUCUGAUACAUAUUCGAAGUCUUAUUACCGAUAUUUUGGAAGCAAUUAAAAAGGCUUUUGAUUGGCUGGGCAAUGUUGUGAGUAUGUGCAACAAGGAAAUAGGCACUCCAUUUGAUCGUUGCAUCAAAAUUGCAGACGAUGCAAUGACAGAUUGUAAGGAACAGAUGGGUAUUUUGGAUGAUUUAUGCAAUGUGACAGAAAUAUUUCGUGGUCUUUGCUAUAGUGUCAAAUUCAUUGAUGUUAUUUGUGAGUUGAUGGAUUUUGUAAGUGACUCAAUUAUUGCAACAGUAACAGAAAAACUAAAACAGUUCAACGAUGACAUCAAGCGAUUGUUUUAUGUUUCAAUAAAGUUCGAUCAUGAAUUCAAUUUCAAGACAGUAGCAACAAAGAAUUUGACAGAUGUGGGCAACGAUAUUUUGUCGGAAAUAAACAAUCAAAUGAAUGAAUUCUUUGUGCUGUUUACUUGGACAGAGUUUGUUGGGAGUUUUAUGGUAUUUUUUGUGAUAUUGAAAGCACUUUUGUACAAAAACAAAUAUUUGACAAGCAAUCAUUUUGACAAUCAUUUCAUUGCAAAAGAUUUCAUUUCAUUAAACAAUCAAAGAGAAAAAAUGGGAUUGGAUGUGGUUUUACCAUUGACAAGAAAAGAACGCCGGAAAUAUGUUAUGAUAACAUCCCUGACAUUGGUUCAUGCAGAAAUAUUCAGUAUGUCACGUACGUUCUUAUUUCUUACGAUAUCAUCAGUUCAAUUGCUUUGCAUCUGCAUUGCCGACUAUUCGUUAUAUUGGUUGUUGUCUAUGAUUUAUUUCUAUGGCAAACAAGAAGCUGGUUUGGAAAUUCCGCCAUUCCUGACAGUAAAUAUUUCCGGUGGAGGUUUUACUGCAGAAAUAUUAAAAGGAAUAGUACACGCUUUUGAACCGUUGAGUGAGAAAUACGAAUUGGAUCCAAGACCGUGUUUGCCAAAACCAAUUGUGCCAAAUUAUAGACGAUAUUGGGAAAUCGUUGGUCUUAUUUUUAUAGCUUGGGUUUUUUUGAUCUUGCAGCCCUAUGGCUUAAGAUUAAGGCAGGUUAUAAUGUGUAUAUACUAUCCCGAUCGAUCUAGAGAGCGUGCGUUGUGGCUUUACAAUGAAAUAUUAUUGCGAAGAACUAGUUUCAUAAAAUUCGCUAGACGUCAAGCAAGAAGAAGUAUACUUAAGGAUAGUAAUGUUAAAGAUUAUUCUCUUCUAGAUUGGAUAAGGUCAAGAACUAAUCAGUAUUGGAUCUUUCGAAAAAUAUUUGGUUCUGGGAAGUUAAAAGCUUGCAACAUAUGUGGAACUCCCUUGAAAGGGGAAGAAUCAUCUGUCAACUGUCAACAAAUCGGUUGCAGUGGAAUGUAUUGUGCUGAAUGUUUUGGUGAAAUGAAUAAUAUUUGUUGUUUAUGUCAAAAACCAGUUGAUUACAAUGAUCUGAGUGACAUUUCUGAGGAAAAAGAUUCUUCGGAUGAAUUGGAAGAAAUACAAGUAAAAGGAGAAAAAUGAUUUAAAAACCUAACGCCCUGAAGGUAUGCAUCAUGAUCGCUUUACUAUAUCAAGACAUAUUUUCGAAUGCAUAUGCAAA